GCCCGGCGGCCGCUUCCCGCCCCCGAGCGGAGCCGGUGCGGAGUGGAGCCGGUACGGAGCGAGACCGAGGCGGCUGAGUAGCCGCGGCGCUCCCGCCAUGGCCCGGAACACACUGUCCUCACGCUUCCGACGAGUGGAUAUCGACGAAUUUGACGAGAACAAAUUCGUAGACGAGCACGAAGAGGCGGCAGCGGCGGCGGGCGAGCCAGGCCCCGACCCCUGCGAGGUAGACGGGCUCCUGCGGCAAGGGGACAUGCUUCGGGCGUUCCAUGCAGCCUUGCGGAACUCACCAAUCAACACCAAGAAUCAAGCUGUGAAGGAACGAGCCCAGGGUGUAGUCCUGAAAGUACUCACAAACUUUAAGAGCAGCGAAAUUGAGCAGGCUGUGCAGUCACUGGACAGAAAUGGCAUUGACUUGCUAAUGAAGUACAUUUAUAAAGGGUUUGAGAAGCCCACAGAAAAUAGCAGUGCAGUGUUACUCCAGUGGCAUGAAAAGGCCUUAGCUGUAGGAGGAUUAGGCUCCAUUAUAAGAGUUCUUACAGCAAGAAAGACUGUUUAAAAAAAAAAAAAAAAGAAUCCUGUUACCUUGAGAAGAAUUUUGGAUGCCCAGGCUGGUGAAGAAGGGACUGACAAUGGACCAUCUUCCUAGAACUCCCAACUAAAUACUUCAGGACACAUCUGCUGGAAUGUAUUUUACUUUUGAGGUGGAGGGAGAAAUUGUCUUAUUGAUUCCUAAAUUCUUUGCAGGAUCAGAAUGUCUGCCUUUGUCUACAGAGUAACACAAAACCAACACUUGACUAUCAGGCUGACUGUGACUAGCCAGAUGAUGUCAGGUAUACCUGUGAGCACUGUCUGUUUGAAAUGGGGAGGGACUGUUUGGGCAGGUGCAGAUCCAAGGGCUGUGGUAAAAAGGAAGAGCUUGGGUUCUGAAGUGGAAAACACCUGAGAGUUUGUACAGUCAUCCUGUCUUCUCAGAGAAGACAGGCUCUCUUGGGUUCACUGUAAAGUGCCUGCUGCAUCAAUAAAGCUCUUGUCUAUUCA
Messenger RNA from Apodemus sylvaticus (European woodmouse), 1041 nucleotides. RefSeq names its product actin related protein 2/3 complex subunit 5 like (gene Arpc5l). The record is from RefSeq and is a predicted model, not a curated record. The transcript is spliced from 4 exons. The coding region runs from base 98 to 559 and encodes 153 amino acids. Gene Ontology annotation, molecular function: actin filament binding. Gene Ontology annotation, cellular component: cytoplasm; actin cytoskeleton; Arp2/3 protein complex. Lineage: Eukaryota; Metazoa; Chordata; Mammalia; Rodentia; Muridae. Gene Ontology annotation, biological process: Arp2/3 complex-mediated actin nucleation; cell migration; regulation of actin filament polymerization.